GGCAGCAGGUUACAAAGCGCAUCAUGGGUUCGGGGACCAAAUUCCCAUCCCAAGCAAAGGGGCCUCCAGCCAGUUUCCCAUCAGCCCCAGGGCAUGGGAAUGAGUGCUCUGAACUUGGAGCUGGCCCCUCACUGGGCUCUGCCAGGCCAGCUGUGUGGUCCAGGAUGACCCACCUGCCCCUCUGAGGGGCUCGCCUGCGGCCUUCACAGGGGAAGGGGCCGCUUUCAGAGGCUGGAUCAGCACACACAGGACGUGCAAAGUGCGGCACAUGGCGGGCACGGCCUGGGCCCCAGGGGGUGGCUUUACCAGGAGAGCUCAGGGCUGGGGGCUCCAGGCAGCAGCAACUCGAAUUCCCCACCCUGCAAGGUCGGUGUGCUUGGCCCCCCGCCCCGGGAGGCACGUACCACGGGGCGGAGGGCUGGGUGAAGGAGCAGCUGUCACCGUAUGUCUGUCAGGGAUCACCGUCCUUGUUUUAAGCCAAGCGCACACAGUCACCAAUCCUGGUGGGGACGGGACAGGCCUCGAGCUCCGCCAGCUCCUGCCACAUCUCCGCUCUGCUUCUGCCUGGCCACAGGGCUCCUGGGACCUGGGCUCUCAGAAAGGUUAACUGUAGGUCCAUGCAGUUUUCGGGAAUAAAAUGCGGAGCUCCCAUGCCCCCUUUGUCACCCAGCUUCCCCAAUGGUCACACAACGACAUGGACUCGAGGCGCAGGGCACUUCGAGGACCCCUCACGUCACCUUUCGCAGCGGUGAACACUCCGCGCCUGCCCCUGCCUGUCAACCCCCGGCCGCCACCCGCCUGCUGUCCACUGCGCCCCUUCCCGCUUCCGAGAAUGCCACCACGUACACGUGUCACGCGCACGUGACCUUUCGAGCCUGGCGCCUCGCACGCAGUCGGCGGUUCCCCCGGGCUGAUGCUGCGGGCAGCGGGCUCCUUAGCGCGGACGGACUGCAGCCGGGUCGGCCAUCUCCCUGUAGAAGGACAUCUGGGCCCGUCCAGUUUGGGGAUCUGAGGAAGGAUGCUGCUGGAAGGAGCUGCGCCGUUUCCACGUCCCUGCAUUCCAGCACUUUUAAUUUUAACACCUGAUCCGGAGCCACUGAAUGUGCCUGAGCCCGAGUGUGGCUCAGAUGGCAGACAGAAGCCAGGCAGCCCAGGGCCAAAGCAGAAGGGGCGACUGCACGGCCGCUCUGCUGUUUCGGGGGGACCUGGUAUGCCCUACCAAGCCAGGCCCGCCCAUCCACCCUCCUUCACCAAGGGCAGCGGCAGCCCCUCCCCUGGGGCUGGCUGGACUGAGCACAGGUCUUUCAGAGUGGAAGGUGCUGCUUCGAGGGGAGACUUUUCUGGAGAAGUCGAUCCAGGCUUCCCGGCCUCCGACAGACUCGCCAGCUUGGCUCACGAGCAUAAUUCUGCAGGUCGUCCACGGAAAUAAACACCUUUUGGUGGCACGUCCACUGUGAAGCAACCCCCCACCUAAGAUCCCUCCUCACUUCUUUACCCUAAAAUGUCCUACAACCCCUGACUUCUCUUCUGCAUGCGCCUCCCUCCACCAGGAGCUGGAGCUCUGGCGCUCGAAGGGACCAGGGACUGGCGCCCGGGCUGCCAGGAAGCAGGGCCUCCCGCCCAGAGGGGACCCGACACUGGGCUGAGCCUGGCCCGGGGCCCCUGACGGAGGCAUGCUGCUGGGCUGGGGGAGAGCUGCGGCGACACAGGGCCCUGGUCCAGGCCUGGACACGCCCGCAGGACCCGCGCACCCCGCCUGGACCCGGGGGGCUCUGGGGCUGAAAGAGGCCGGGCCGAGCCUGGAGGAGGAGGGGCGGCAGCCUGGCCCGUCUGGUCUGUGGCCUGGUUCUCGGCUCGGUUCUGGCAGCCGCGAGGCACUCGGGGAAUCUAGGUGCACGGGAAGAGCCUCCGUGUCUCCGGCGCGCCCAGGGCGCACCGACCCGCAGCUGCCGAAAGUGCGCGCGAGCAGGAGCUCUGCCCGGAGCUCGGAACUCCGGGGCCCGCGCUAGGAGCGAGGCGAGGCGCCCCGGGCGGGCGGGCAGGGGAGGCGGGGGCGCCCCCGCUCGUCGGACCACCCAGCGCGCCGCUCCCUCCUCCCUCCUCCCGCAGCCGGUCGGAGGGUCACCGAGAGCCCCGCUCCGCUCCCCUCCGCACUUAACCAGUGGCUGGGGCCUCCCCCGCACCGGGAUUGGAUGCCAGCGACUGGGUGGGGGCGGGCGGGGGGACCCCAGCAGCCCAGGUUCCCAGCUGGGGCAGAGAGCUCCCCGCAGUGCAGACGCUGCUGGUCCGCUCCCGCGAGGACUUCCGCACACACCGGCAGACUUGCGAGCCGGCGGGCGGCGUGGAGGAGGCGACAGCUGCGGUGGUGGCCCCUCGCGCCGCGAUGUUCGACAGCUCGCAGUACCCCUACAACUGCUUCAAUUACGACGCCGACGACUACCCGGCAGGCAGCUCCGACGAGGAAAAGCGGCUCACGCGGCCUGCGUACAGCUACAUCGCGCUCAUCGCCAUGGCCAUCCAGCACAGCCCCGCGGGCCGGGUGACCCUGUCUGGCAUCUACGACUUCAUCAUGCGCAGGUUCCCCUACUACCGCGCCAACCAGCGCGCCUGGCAGAACUCCAUCCGCCACAACCUGUCCCUCAACAGCUGCUUCGUCAAGGUGCCUCGAACCGAGGGCCACGAGAAGGGCAAGGGCCAUUACUGGACGUUCGCGGGCGGCUGCGAGUCCCUGCUGGACCUCUUCGAGGACGGCAACUUC
Messenger RNA from Pteropus alecto (black flying fox), 2758 nucleotides. RefSeq names its product forkhead box protein L1. The transcript is spliced from 5 exons. Gene Ontology annotation, biological process: regulation of transcription by RNA polymerase II; anatomical structure morphogenesis; cell differentiation. Gene Ontology annotation, molecular function: RNA polymerase II cis-regulatory region sequence-specific DNA binding; DNA-binding transcription factor activity, RNA polymerase II-specific. The annotation marks the transcript as partial. Lineage: Eukaryota; Metazoa; Chordata; Mammalia; Chiroptera; Pteropodidae. The record is from RefSeq and is a predicted model, not a curated record.